Messenger RNA from Onychomys torridus (southern grasshopper mouse), 3634 nucleotides. Its product is annotated as protein FAM156A/FAM156B-like. The transcript has 2 exons. Bases 184 to 798 code for a protein of 204 amino acids. The record is from RefSeq and is a predicted model, not a curated record. Gene Ontology annotation, cellular component: nucleus. Gene Ontology annotation, biological process: epigenetic programing of female pronucleus. NCBI's taxonomy places the organism in Eukaryota, Metazoa, Chordata, Mammalia, Rodentia, Cricetidae.
GCCCGUCAUUCAAAGAGGAAUAAGAAGGACCAGGUCUUUCAGGACCCGCGUGCUAUAGAGUCUGCAUUUUCCCGGCUGCACACAUUCCUCCUGACUAUCGCCCAGUUAUUCCACAAGCCUCCACCUUCACUUUGCCUCCCGGAACCAGGGCUCAGCGUGGCCUCCAGCUCAGACUAGAGCCCCAUGGAUCCGCUGCAGACAUGGGAUCCAAUGUCGGUUUCCAUGCCCUCCCGCAUGGCCACUGUGACACGCUCCCAGGAGUCCUCAGCAGGCUCUCAGCCUUCCUCCUCAGAAAAGCUAAGCAUGGGCCUCAGUGGCCUGAGCCUCUGCCGCAGCUCUGGCUCAGUGGCCUCUGCUCCUCUGUCAGAGGGCCUGCUCCAGCAACAGGCCCGAGAGAAGAAGGCCCUGUGGCAGCAAUACUGGGAAAAGCAGGGCUUUCCUCAGAGGAAGAAAGUCUUCCUGAGACACUCGAGACGCUGGCACCGGGAUCACAUGGCACCUUACCUGCUUGAAAGGGUUGUCAGAGGCUCUCCCUCAGGUGACAGAGCUCAGAAUCAGCUCCAGUGCCAGGGCCACAUGCCGAACAUUGCUGGGUUGACUGGAGACGGGAACAAGGCUCCCAACCCUCCCUCCUGGGAGACGCUGGUACAGGGCCUCAGUGGCCUCACCCUCAGCCUGGGAGCCAACAGACCGAGCCCCCUGCCCGAGGGGCCUGGGGAGCAGCAGGAGCCAGAGCAGAUGCUCCAGCUGGAGAGGCAGCAGGAAAGCAUGAGGAUGUUCCAGAGGAUGCUCAAAUAGAGGAUGGAGGAAGGCUGUGGAGUUGGCUCCCAGAGGAUGGAGGUGAAGACGGAUUCAGACAGUGCAGCAGAGCCAGCUCAGGGGCCCAGUCCCUUCUGAGAUCAAGGCAGUCAGCUGCCUUUGGAUGAGUCCCAACACUUGUUGUCCUAGGAAAGGCUUCAACUUUCCUGUUUAUGCCUUUAAGCAUGCCUUUGUGGGUAUGGUGGUGUGUGUUAGCCAGUACAAAAGGAAACUGGGGACCAGGGAUUUCUGAACCGCCAUCUUGUGAUCCCACACAGAGUUUUCCCUCAUUUUUCGUGGAAUCCAAUGCCCCCCAUCUUCCUGUUAAAAAGCACCAACAUUGUGUGUAUAUGUAGAUAUGUAAAUGUAUAUGUGAUGUAUAUAUAAGACAUAUAUAUGUCUUCUAUAUGCCUUCUUGAUGUCAGUUUAUUGAGUGCCCCAGAAAAGGGCUUACAGAUAUGAUGGGAUGCAUGUUCUGGAUAGCAGAGACAGAUUGAUGUUCAGCUUCUAGAAGUUGAAGCACGGGAAUGCAGGCUUAAAGCAGCUAGCAACCUAAUGCACUGUAUUGGGUAAAAUAUCCAGGGUUUGAACCUACAAGGAACAAGAGAAGAGUCCCUCUUUAGCCAUACCAAAUCCUUCAUCUCUGGCGGAAUUACCCAUGUGUUCAUUCAGCUAUUUCCAUAGCAGAGUCUGACUUGGAAUUUCAUAACUGCAUCACAACCAACCCGCUGCCUCUUCAUCUGCUCAAUAAAAUCAUUUAAAGACAUGCAGCCAGGUCAGGAAAGGCAUAGUCUCAUGGAGAUGAGGAGACAAAGAGAAGAGACGCUCAAGUAUGCAUGCUGGCGUCAGUAUGGACAGUUUGAGGAAUGGCCAAGGACUGUACUGAAGGAAGGUUUAAGUGGCAUCAUUAUAGUGCCAGACGCUGGUAUACAUAUCGUUAUCACCAGAAAUUUGUGAUAAGUGGCGAAUGUUCAUAAGGACUGUCUUCACGAGUCCCAAGUUUUCCAGUAAUGACAGUAUAAACAAUUGUGGCCUGACUAUACACAUAUUAUAGAGUGGAAGUUGGGAGGUCAGUUUGCCCUCAAGUUUGCUCUUACAGGUCAAGGACCAGCAGUGGAAAGUAUUCCAUAGGUUUAUCAGUGGUAGUAUUGGGGAUCUGUGUGUACUCUGUGUCUCUUAGCUGCUAAAGACUCUGAUGGUUCAAGAGAACAGAUGGGAGGGCAGAAUGCACCCCUUGUUGAAUUGACAAGAGGACCAGCCUUUGACCUGCCUGUAUGCCACACAGGUGGGGAGGGCUGGGGCCUUAUUCAAAUGAGGGAGUUGGCCAUGGCUCCACUUGCUGCUUAGCAACCACUGUGCAGUGUCUCAGUGCUAGAGCGAGCUGGUGGAGGUUCAGAAACACAUCUCUGCCAGCCAUUACGGGGUGCCCUGAUUGCUCUGAGUGUGAAGGCAUCCUGUCAGGAUAAACCUUCCUUGUCAUUUGGCCAUGAGAGGCAGAGCCUGUUGUCUUCUAGGCAACAAGGGGAGGCUGUGAGACAUGUCACUCUCUGUGCUCUUUGUGCCCUGACUUCUUGCGCGCCCCCUGAGCUGCAGUCACUGGACAGGGCACCUGUACCUCUGUCUGAGCAGAGGGAUGUGUCAGGGCAGACAAGUGUGUUUCACCUUCCCCAACAUUGAAAUGAUUUGCUUUUUUCAAGUCUGUAGUGUCCUGUGCUUGCAGCAGACGCCGUGAAAUGCCCUGUUCCAAAUGUGAAAACAUGUUCUCUUCUACGACCAACUGCCUCCUGUUGUUAAUGUGGACUGGAAUGUCAUCAUGUGGUUUUGUCAGAGAUCUGGAGAGGUGAAGAAACUGUAGUGGUCUCCACCCUAAUCCAGGAGUCAACUUGUUUGUUCAACACGUUGUGAGUUUUGUAACACACGGUCUAAGCCACACUACUGAUGUGAUAACUUUCCACUACAGUUAAGUUUGCCUUGUUACUUUGCAAUAUUCUUUCCAUGAUACAGCAAUGCUUACUUUUGUCCUUUUCAAUAGUGGAUCUCUUUUAGCAGGUGCUGUGGUUUCUUCCUGUCACAUCUUCCCUACCCGACUCUUCACCUGCCUGACAGUCUUCUUGAUGGCACCUCUUCAUGCCCUGUGACCACGGGCUCCUCGUCAGAAUAUACAUCGGUGAUGUUUCAGAGAGAGAUGACAGAGUAGGAGGAGGUCACUGAACCAUGUGGCCUAAGGGCCACCUCCCUGGAUAGUCAAGUGAGCCACCUCAACCAAUGCCAGGAUCCGCUGUGAUUCUGCUGGCAGGGUGGAUGCAGGAACUUUAGGCAGGAUGGUCCAGGCUCAGCUGCCAGAACCUCUGCCCCACCCCUGGGAAUCUCCAUGCCUUCUAUGGAUAGCAACACUGAGGGCUUGGCCGAGAACUCUGCCCCAGGCAUCUUGGUGGUCCCUGCAGCCUCCCCCAUGCUCCCUGCUUUCCCUGCCGGGUGGUCUUCUGUUCAGACGAGGUAGUCUGAACAUUGUCCUUUACAUUGUCCUCGGUUGUUGGAGUCCCAUUGAUGCAGCCACUUGAGCAUGACUACUGACUCAUCAUCUUCACCUCCUUUAAUUUCAUUUCUUAGUCCCGCUCCAGGGGUUGAGCUGUACAAUUAUACAUGUGUGUUGUAUGAUUGAGUGCCUGCAGGUGUGUGCAAGUGUGGGCAAUCGUGCCUGUGUGGCUGGUGGUCUGAGGCUGACUCUGGAUGUGUUGCUCUAUUCCUUUCCAUCCUGUGUUCUGAGACAGAUCUCUCCCAAGAUCCUGGAAGUCACCAAUGUUGUUUGAUCUGGUAGAUAGUGAGUCCCAGGAAU